GCAGGUUCUUCUUCCUGAAGCCUGAGCAAUAAAAUAGAAGUAAGGAAGAUAUCUGGCAGACUGUGACUCUUCUCUCCCAAUCUCAGCUCCGCAUCCAAUGGCUGCAUCUACAGAAGCAGAAGAAGAGAACAAAGCUUGGGAAGAUGUAAUUAGAAAAAUGUUACCCGUGGGAGCUCCAUUACCUGACGAAGACCACCUCGAUUACUCGAUCGCAGUUGAAUACGAAGGCCCUCCCAUUCCUUACGAUGUCCCUCGUGUCGAUCCCCUUGAUCUUGGUUCCCUUGCCGCUUCAGAUUUGUCUUCGAUUCCUGUCGCAGCUCCAAUCCCCACGAAACCCAAGUUCUCCAGCUUCAAAAAGAAUCGCAAUAAUAUCAGAAAUGGUAGCCCUCUUGAGAGCCAGAGGCCUUCCUCGGCUUCUAGAUCCCAGAUUGACUCUCGAAAUGGCGAUUACGAUUCCGAGAUCGAGGUUGAUAAGUCGCCGCCGCCACCACUACCGCAACCGCAACCGCAACCGGUUACUGUUGAUAAGAAGAAUGUUGUCGUCACGUUUAAUACGCCGAAAGAUUCGGAAACUGAAGAAGAAGAGGACGAUGGGUACUCUUCUUCCCAAUCCUGCGUGGCGGAUGCUGCUGCUUCUGUGGGAAAUGUGGAAACGCGUGGGAUUAAAAAGAAGGAGAAAAAGAGAGGAAUAUGCAGCAGGUGCGAGAAAGGGAGCAGAUUGAAGGAAAGAGAGGCAUGUUUGGUUUGCGAUGCGAGGUACUGUAGCAACUGCUUGCUUAAGGCCAUGGGGUCUAUGCCUGAAGGAAGGAAGUGCGUAGGUUGCAUCGGAAAGCCGAUUGAUGAAGCCAAGAGGUCUAGAUUGGGGAAGAGUUCCAGGAUUUUGAGGACAGUUUGUAGCGCUUUGGAGGUUAAGCAAAUUAUGAAGGCUGAGAAAGACUGUGCGGCCAAUCAGUUGAGGCCUGAGCAGUUGGUUGUUAAUGGGAGACAGUUGACUCCAGAAGAAUUGGCUGAGGUUUUAGGGUGUCCUUUACCACCGCAGAAGUUGAAGCCUGGGAAGUAUUGGUAUGAUAAGGAUUCUGGAUUGUGGGGAAAGGAGGGAGAGAAGCCUGACAGGAUAAUUAGUUCUAAGUUGAAUAUUGGUGGUAAGAUGAAAAAGGAUGCUAGCAAUGGGAACACAAGGGUGUACAUCAAUGGCCGUGAAAUCACAAAGAUUGAGCUGAGAGUGUUGAAGCUGGCAAAUGUACAAUGCCCUAGGGAUACUCAUUUUUGGAUGUAUGAUGAUGGAUCUUAUGAGGAAGAAGGUCAAAAUAACAUCAAGGGCAAGAUAUGGGAAAAGGCAUCUACUCGUUUCUUUUGUUCAUUAUUUUCACUGCCUGUACCACCUGCAAAUCCUCAUGGGCCACAAGAAGAUCCAACUACCUUUUCAGGGAGGUCAGUGCCUGAGUAUUUGGAGCAGGGAAGGGUACAGAAAUUGCUGUUAUUUGGGUUGGAAGGAUCUGGAACCAGUACAAUCUUCAAGCAGGCUAAGCUUUUAUAUGGGAAUGGGUUCUCUCCAGAAGAGCUGCAAAGCAUCAAGCUUAUGAUUCAAAGUAAUAUGUACAAAUAUCUUAGUGUAUUACUUGAAGGACGAGAGAGGUUUGAAGAAGAAGCUUUAUUGGUGCUAAGAACUACUAAUUUUGAUAGUGAAGAGUCUGCUUCAGGUGAAACUGUAGUUGAUGGAAGUAACCAGUGUAUAUAUUCAAUUAACCAAAGGUUCAAGCAUUUUUCUGAUUGGUUUUUGGAUAUUAUGGCUAUGGGAGACCUGGAUACAUUCUUUCCUGCUGCGACCCGUGAGUAUGCUCCUAUUGUAGAUGAGAUCUGGAAGGAUCCUGCCAUUCAGGAAACAUACAAGAGAAGUGAAGAAUUGCAUCAUCUUCCAGAUGUUGCCAAAUACUUUUUAGAUCAGGCUGUUGAAAUAUCAAGCAAUGAGUAUGAACCUUCAGAAAGGGACAUUUUGUAUGCUGAGGGAGUUACACAGAGCAAUGGUCUUGCCUUGAUUGAAUUCUCAUUUGAUGAUAGAAGCCCCAUGUCUGAAAUAUACAACGAAAACUUUGAAUGCCCUCCUUCCUUGACCAAGUACCAACUGAUUCGAAUAAAUUCCAAGGGGCUGCAUGAUGGUUGCAAAUGGCUGGAAAUGUUUGAAGAUGUAAGAGCGGUGAUCUUCUGUGUUGCUUUGAGUGAUUAUGAUGAGAUAUGGUGCCGUGGUACUGACCCGCUCUGUAAUAAAAUGUUGGCAAGCAGAGAUAUGUUUGAGAGUCUGGUGAGGCACCCUUCUUUUAGGGAAACCCCUUUUGUGCUUUUGCUGAACAAAUAUGAUGCCUUUGAAGAUAAGAUAAAUCGGGUUCCUUUGUCCACCUGUGAGUGGUUCAGGGAUUUUAGCCCCUUAAAGCCUCAUCAUAAUAACCAUGCCCUGGCACAACAAGCGUACUAUUACAUGGCUGUGAAGUUCAAGGAGCUAUAUUUUUCUAUAAGUGGCAGAAAAUUGUUUGUUUCGCAGACUAGAGCCCGAGAACGUGCGUCAAUUGAUGAGGCAUUCAAAUAUAUAAGGGAGGUGCUGAAAUGGGAUGAAGAGAAGGAUGAUAAUGUCUAUGGAAUCAAUGGGGAUGAUUCAUUUUACAGUACAGAAAUGAGUUCAUCUCCCUAUAUCAGGCAUGAAUAAUUCUCAUCUUCACCAAACCAACAGUUUGAACUGAGAAAGAUUUAACGCUUCAAGUUGUCAACUUGAUGCAGUUUGUGCUACUAUGAUUAACUUGGCUAGGGGGAUCUGAUAUUGUGAUGUCAGCUUGGUGGUGUUACAGAUCGAACAUCUUGGUGAUGGUCGGGUGUCAAAGUGUCAAGUAUUGAUAACAAUUUCUCUCUCUGCAUGCGCGAGCGUGCAUAUUUCAGUGAUUUUUGAAAUAAUUUGUACAUCUGUAUAGUUAUUUGUUCGACAUGGAAUAAAGCUAGCCUAUUGAAUCAAUUUGCAUUAGGAUGCGAUCAAAUGUAAAUAAAAAUCUUUUAUUAAACACAGCUGUUACAACCCAGUUGCAUGCCUGGAAAACUCAUUCCAUCAGAUCAGAUUACAGGGAGAGGCAGACGGGGUCUGGAGUUGACUUGUUGACUUUGGGUGGGAUAGACACGGUUUUAGCAAGAGAAAGUACACAUUUAUUUGUUGUUAUAUAUGAUGUUCCUUCCGUGUUCCAAUGGAAACCUGCCAUCCUCGGCUGUUUGUGGUGAUUUGGGGAGGACGUGCUCCAGAAAUUUGUUGAUUUAUUUAUGUAUAUUUUUACAGUUUCUACUGCUAUUGAAAACGAUAUUACUGUCUUGAGUCAUUAUUUAUGGGAAAGGAAACUUGUUUCUGUGUC
Theobroma cacao (cacao) is the source of this 3383-nucleotide messenger RNA. RefSeq names its product extra-large guanine nucleotide-binding protein 3-like. NCBI's taxonomy places the organism in Eukaryota, Viridiplantae, Streptophyta, Magnoliopsida, Malvales, Malvaceae. Gene Ontology annotation, biological process: adenylate cyclase-modulating G protein-coupled receptor signaling pathway. Gene Ontology annotation, molecular function: guanyl nucleotide binding; GTPase activity; G protein-coupled receptor binding. The record is from RefSeq and is a predicted model, not a curated record. Gene Ontology annotation, cellular component: cytoplasm; heterotrimeric G-protein complex.